Messenger RNA from Effrenium voratum, 801 nucleotides. The record is from the annotation of a GenBank genome assembly. NCBI's taxonomy places the organism in Eukaryota, Dinophyceae, Suessiales, Symbiodiniaceae.
AUGAAGGAGCUGGCGGCCGGAGCGGUUCUCACACAUGUGAAGAAGGGCUCCACCAUUGUGGACACUGGGCACGUGGUGCGCCAAAUGGCCAUCAUCAAGUCGGGCACGGUGGCUGCAGUGGUGGAAUCAGAUCAUCACCACGGGGGGCAUCAGUCGGCAGAAGCGGCGGUGGCCAGCUCCACUAUGGCGGAGCGGAUGCUGCGGAAGCAAAACUUUCUGGCGCAGCUCCAGCGGAAAGAGAAGAGCACGACCACGGCGUCUUUGUUCGUGGGCGGAACGCUGCAGAACCUGAAGCCGGAUCUGCACCCAGGCGGACGGGUGCAGCCGCGCCAGGGAUUUGCGAACAAGAACCGGCGCAGCCACGCCACAGGCGAGUUGGAGCCCAGCUCGCCGCCGGCGGACGAAGUCGCAGAGGGCCCAUCCACAGUGGCGGAGACGACCCUCACGGCUGGCGACAGCUUCGGAGAGUUGUCCAUUCUGGAACGGCUGACAGGAAGACUGCUCGCUCUACAUGAUCGACCGCCGGCACUUCUCAGCUUGCUUCAAUCGGAGAGAGGCAAGCGGUUCAAGGAGUUCAUCGAGUUGCUGGAGGAGGUCCAUAUCCUGUCGCCGCUCCUGUACUCCGAGCGCUUUGAGUUGGCCUGCAACGCCAUAGGCCUGGUGGACUUCCCCCCGGGCGAGCGCGUGCUGAACCAGGGCCUGGUGCGCUCGGCGAAGCUCUGGUACGUCAUCCACUCCGGAGCUGCCGUGGUGAGCUUGGACACCGAGAAGGACGGGAAGAAGGAGAGAAUGAGUUCCUGA